AUGUCCAUGCCGCAAGUCACUAGCAUCCUGCUCUUCUUCCUCUUCGCUCUUCGUACUUGUCUCGCAGACCAAAAUCCUUUCGCACCGGGCAAUGGUGACUUCAAUCCCUUCGAAGGCCUUCCUGAUGCUAACAAUUUCCGUCCCAUGGGAGCUGCUCAAGCUAGGCAGCUUGGAUCUGGCAACGCUCCUGAUAGCGAUGGCUAUGGACAGGGAACGCCAGCCGUUCAGGCUGGCAACUACAACAAUGCUGGCACGGGCACCGUCGCUCUGCCUACCGAUAUCACCAGAGCUUUACCGACGGAGGGAUUGAUCAGGCGAGGGCCUGCAUCCGUUACAACGAUUCCAGGGGCUACUGCCACUGGUAAUUUCGCGAGAGAGGAUACAAUCUACUCAGACGCGCCUUUGGGAGAAAUAGAAGUAGGAACAGCGGCUGCAGGAUUUGGCGCAUCUCCAACAGGAUAUGCCAGAGAUACAGAGUACAUUUGUCCAGCCGACAACGGCGUCACCUACUCCACUGGCGGCAAAUGUUUCGAGCUUCACUGCAACAGUGCAACCACUCUGAACGUGGGCGUAGCGGAAGAAUUUCCUUCAGCAUCGCUGAAGAAAUGCGCAGAAGCAUGUGGUCGGAAUAAUCAAACCUACCAUAGAGACAUACACUACUGGGUCAUGUUGAACGCGAAUCAAUGCAGUGACAAUCGUGACCAAUCUCCGAAUGAUCGCGACAGGUACCCCGACGAUCGAGAUUCUCGCAACUCCUAUGGGAUCGAUCCUCAGGUUGCUAGUAGGGCGGCUGAUGCUUGCGACCGACAGUACAAUGGGGCAAGACCGACGCCGCUUUUUAACGAGCGUGGUAGACCGGUUUGCUGCGGACCUAUCAAGAAUUACGACCGGUAUGGCCAAGUGACGGAGAGUUGUCCGCCAUCACGCAGUGACAGGAAUGAUGAGAGGAAUGAUGACAGAAGAGACGACAGUCAGUUGGCAUCGCCGGCCCAAGACGAUGAUUCUGGCGGGGGUGAUUUUCCCGAAGAUGAUGAUAGUGGUGGCAGCCCUAGGAGGAAUUGA
Messenger RNA from Parastagonospora nodorum SN15, 1062 nucleotides. RefSeq lists its product as hypothetical. The record is from RefSeq and is a predicted model, not a curated record. Bases 1 to 1062 code for a protein of 353 amino acids. The transcript is spliced from 3 exons. NCBI's taxonomy places the organism in Eukaryota, Fungi, Ascomycota, Dothideomycetes, Pleosporales, Phaeosphaeriaceae.